GGAAUAAUGAUUUUGUACUGGUUAGCAUCAUUUUAUCCCAUAAAAUACAUACACUCAUGAACACACAACCUCCUAAAACACACAGAGAUGUACUGGAACUGUUGGUGCUAAGCUGACUAAGCCCAAUUCCACGAUUAAUGGACAGGACUGCCUCAGAAAACAAGCUGGAGGGAACCUCAUUGUGCCCUGUGAUAUUUUAUUGACAGCAGAGGCUGAAAGAGGUCAGCUGGGUGAAAAGGUUCAUGAUGAUUCCAGGAGCCUUCUGUUUGACUGAGAACAGAGAAGCAACAGACUGAAAAUCACAGCCAGUAGUCCUGGAUAAUAUAUUUGAGCUACUACUUUUUCUGAGCAGUUGUACCAGACAAUGAAAGAGAAACAAAGGAUGCUGUCAAUCCCAGAAUGAUAGAAACAAGCCAUGCCCUUGGCCUUGCUAAAGUUUCACAGAAUUCUUAUCAAGUGCAGUCACUGCUGUCACUUCUCUAUGAAAUGAUGUGGUCACAUUCCAACUCAGGUCAUUAGAGACACUUAUUCCAGGAAAUUUGAAGAAUGUGAUCUGAUUGACACUCACCAGAAGAGGAACUUUCCUUUGCCUAAAAUCAAUCAUUCACUUCCUUUGAUGUUUGUUGUUGUUGCUACACAUUUAGAUUGAAGUUACUACUAACACACUUGUCUACACUCUGGACUUCACUCCUUUAAGUCAAUUCAUCAGUUACAGAAAUGAUGUCUCUAAUAGUUGUGUCAUCAGAGAAUUUGUCAACCUGAACAGAACAGACAGAUUCACCAAUGUGCCCUCAUUAGUAAACAAAGUAAAGAGAAGACAGAAUAGAACAAACCUGAGCACCAGCAUUCAGUACUCUGGAGGCAGACACCUUACCACUGGGCAUGACAAUCUGAGGACAGUCUAACAGAAACUCAAGUACCUAAUGACAGAUGGGCUGAUCCAUCUUUUAAGACUAGUUUCUCAUAUAGCUUGUGCGGGAUAAGGGUAUUGAAAGCACUAAAAAAUCUAUACACAGCACUCAAGCAUAUGUAUGUGGAGUGUCCAGAUGCUGCAGCAUGAAGUCCAAGGGUGGCUGCAUCCUCCACUGACCUGUUGGCAUGGUAUGCAAACUGGAGUGGGUCAGACAACCAAAUGGCACGUAACUGCCUUCAAGCGGUGCAAAACCAACCGAUCGAAGAACCAACCGAUCAAAACCUUCAUAAUACAGUACCAAUGUGUGACCAAUGGUUACUUGUGGGCGAAUGAGAAUGGCAUACAGACCAGGGCAGAAGUGACUACAGUAACUGUUAAUUAUCCAGGAUUAACAUCAACAUCAUAUUCAUCUGACACCCAUUUCCCUUACGCCCUCUAGCCAAGUUUAAGGCUGUCGGGUCCAGUCGCUGUCAGUUCUCCUAUAAUCAGAAAAGGUACCGCUGGAGGGAGGGGGAUUAAACAAGACGCCUCCCUCCUCGCGCACACCCCUAUAACAGUGGGAAUUCGAUACUAAAUGACCGGGUACUCAAGCAACUACACCCGCUAUCAGCUGGCCGCUCGCAACAGGACAGGCAAUAUCCGCCCCCUUCCCCAAUCCCUCCCAUUGCUGCAACGCGCUGAAUACUCAAGUAUGGCCAUGUGCGCAGUCGGCCAAAAGUCAAAUUCUGACACAAUACUGACUUGCUAAGAACCCUUUGUGACAAAAGUCUGGCGCUGCUGCCGACCCCGAUAGUGUCACGUGACCAGAAUGCUGCACGGCAAGGUAUGACCUCUCACCUGCUGCCGUCUAUUAGUCCUACAUACUGUCAUGUCCACGCUCUUAAUUCCGUUAUUUCAUGAUAACUGGGGAUUGGUGACAAAUUACAGUGGGCGUAUCACAUGCAUCGUCUCAAUCAUUACAACCGUGUAAUACUGGAUAUAACAUCGCCGCCUGCAACAGGUAGCCUUGGACUGGCUGAAAUGGCCGGUGCUGCGGUUUAUAGGGGAAAGGUCUGUAUAUAACAAUAGUUUAGUUGCUCAGUACAAAUCGAAGCUUGUGGGUUUAUAUCACUAAUGGCAUUCAAUGGUGCUUCAGUAUUUUCACUAAGAAAGGUGCACUUUUAAAACAUUAGGCCUGAAGUGCAUCAAGAACAGGCACUCACGCAGUGACAGACAGAACUGUCUUUGUGUGUACACCUGAGUAAAGACAUUUUCACCGCAGUUUCAUAAUCUCUUGCCAAACAUUACCCAAUCUAGCAGCUGUGUUAGUGAAUGUUCUCUGAACUCUUUCAUAUUACUGUAUGAAAGCCGUACACAUGUACCCACGCAAACCUCUCUCCUACCUGAGCAAUAAUUUCAAUGGCCAUUGCUACACAGGAAUCGACCUAUACAAUAGUGAUCACACACACUACUGAAAAUAUGUAUAUCCUCAGCUGGCUGAUCUCAAUGUUCUCGCGGUGACCGAUGGAGGAAGGAUGACAAGGCCGAGAAAACUGCAGUACGCGGAGGACGGACUGACAAACAGCUCAGGGAAGCAGGUGUCACACACAGUUCCACACACACUGUCAAGCUAGGCAUAGGAUCCUCAAGUGUCUGGGUGACGAACGCUUGACCACUACACUAGCUGACGAGUGAGUGCAGUUAGCAACAGGCACCAAGUCAGGUGGUUGAUGAUUGUUCUCCUCUCUGUGCCUGGCGACCAGCCAACCAACGCCAGGCUGCCGACGACAGCAGCAACGGUCUGACGACAAGCUCCUCCUGCUACGGUUCCACGCCCCCUCACCGACACGACCAGUGGCACUACAACCUGAGGUCUGCCACCCAGACAUUAGAGGUUCGGAUCUGAGCACGUCUCUCUCUCUCGGUGACACCUUUUAUAGGGCUAUACUACUAGUUCGUGGAGCUAGAGCCGAGUAGCCAAGAGCCAAGCUAAACAACCAACCCACCCGACGGGGCCUCUGGAGUCUGCCUUAUACACUUCUUUUUUGUGCAACCAGACAAGCGCAUCAUUUUGCCUGCAGAAUGCUAACUACUCAAAGACUCAAAACAAAGACUUUAAAUUUUGUGGGUAACAGAUUUCCAAGGAUGUUGAAAACAUGGGCACAUGUCUCAUUGUAAUCAACAAAUAAAAAAAGGCAUUUUUAAACUAAAGGAGCUUAGGAACAAUCUGUCAGAGAGGCACCAUAAAAAAAAAUAAAAAUGACAGAAAAGAAACAAUUAACUGCAGCUGAACUUAUUGAAACCAGCUUCCUGAGCUGCACUCACUGCCACCAGCAGUUCAUUGCCCCCACACUGCUGCCAUGCCUGCAUGUUUUUUGCUCAAAGUGCAUUCAGCAGUUGCUGCAGGCAGACACCAACAAUGGCCAGCUAAAGUCAUCAAGAAGCUUUCAGUGCCCUCUGUGCCAAGAAAUUGUGACGAUGACGAGUGCCAGCCCCUACACUUCAUGGUGACCUUAUGUCAACUGCAGACUUACAAGCACCAGGCAGAGCGCACCUGCAGCUACUGUGAAUUUGAAGGGCGGACAAAGAAGGCCACCUUUCUGUGCCUGCAGUGUACUGACGAUCUGUGUGAGCAGUGUGCAAUGGCCCACCGCAAGACGCGCCUCACACGCACCCACGUGCUGGCCCCUUAUGAACAAAUCAAGCAAGGGCUUUACGACCAUGACAUUCGCGAGGCCCAGAAUUUCCUCUGCUCUCUGCAUUCACUUCCGCUGGCUGACUUCUGUGAAGAUUGCAUGCAACUCGUAUGCAAAAGCUGCCGGUCUGGAGAACACAAUGACCACCGCUGUGAGUCAUCUGAAGCAGCUGUAUCAAAGUUUAAGCUACAAGCCAGCAGCUUUGUGCAGGGACUGCAGCGACAGAGCUUGGCCCUUGGUGAACAUCAGGCCUUCCUGCACUCUCAGCUGCAGAUGGUGAAGGAAAGAGAGGUAACCCUGCGAGAUACAGUCCUGCAGCAAGCAGAAGCCAUACAUGCUCUUGUCACAGCACACUGCAGCACCAUGCUGGAACUAAUUGAAGCGACCUUCAGGAAGGAGCAAGAUGCCAUCCAACGUCAUAGUGAUGACCUGCAGGUGGCCACGCAGUCCCUGAACAACAACGCAGACUUUCUUCAGCACCUGCUGGCACUAGGCUCACCUUGUGAGGUGCUGCAGCUGUCCAAUGCCAUCAUGAUCCGUCUCAAGCAUCUCUUGCGUAUGGAGCCCAUGACCAGGACUCAGAACUUUACAGCACACUUCCACCCAGGGCCCACUACACAACAGAACAUGCAGAUUAUGUUCGGAGACCUGAAUUUCUACCAUGUGCCUCUGAAUCAAGAAGAGGUGGAGUCCAGUGGCCAUCUGACAAUAGCAACGCUGCUGCCAGAGCCACUGAAUCCUGCUCAGCUGGUAGACUGUAUAGAGGCCAAGCUGGAUGAUGAUGCCAAGGAAGUGUGGCCAUCUGGGCUGUGUGUUUACAGAGAUCUUAUGGUGCUAGUUGACAGAGACAACAAGAAAAUAAAGAUCUUUGACCACAACUCCAAGGUCCCUAAGCUUAAGUUCCAGUUCUCAGGCAUGGCUGAACAUAAGCUGGUCAAUCCAUUUGAUGCAGUUUUGUUAAAAAAUGGUGUAGUGGUAGUGACAGACUAUGGUGCUGAGAAAGUUAAGGUAUUUGAUGUGACAGGCCGCUGGAUUGGGGACAUCUGCGGUGAUUUCCGGCACCCUAGAGGUAUUGCUGUGACUGGCAAAGGCCAGCUUGUAGUGGUUGACAGUUUGCUUCUCCAAGUGACACUGCAUGAUAUGGACAGUGGUCAGCUAUUGAGGACCAUCCCUGCCACUGACCAGAGUGGCAACAAGUUGCUGGUUGAUCCAUUUUAUGUUACUGUUAUGGAUGAUGACAAGAUUAUUGUUACAGACCAUGCUGCACCAAACAUAAAGGUGUUCAGCGUGGAGGGUAAGCAUCUGGCCACAUAUGGGCAUUAUGGCACCAGUGCAAGCCAAGUCCUAAAACCAUUUGGAAUUUGUGUUGACAGGUAUGGACAACUACUACUAGCUGACAGUGAUAACCAUCGAGUUCAUCUGCUACUCCCCAAUGGCAAGUUCUCCCGUUUUCUUCUGACCCAUCGAGACAAAGUGGCCCACCCAGUGACACUAGCAAUUGACAGUAAUGGGUACCUGGUGGUUGGUGAGGCACUUGGCAAAAUAAAAAUCUUCAAGUAUCUCUAGUAAGAUGUCUUUGCUUAGCUUGAAAGUGAAAUUUGACAGUUCAAACAGAGAAAACAAUAUCAAUGAAAUCUAGGCCAAAUUACAUGUGAGGUGAAUUCUCAUUUCAAUGCAGUUAAGCAAUAUUUUUUUUUAAAUGUGAACCAGUUCAGACAGUUUAGCAUAGGGACUAUUCAUAUUCUUUUAGCUGUUCGGUGUCCAUACAAUUGUUUCUUCUAAAGUUUCUUUUUAUCUUCCAUAAUACUUCAUUUGUGUAACAGAAUGGGGACAAGGUAAAGUGCUAAGUUGAGAUGUUUAUACAGUAAAAACCUCACUAUUAAGACUUGCUGACAUUCACCAACAUUGGGAUGUAACUGAGCAGGAUCAGCAGGAAAAUCUACCAGCCUGCUUUUGUUUCAUAAACCAUGACUAUAAAUUCAUAUUCAUUUAUUUAAAUGUUGAAAAUAAUCCUCUUAAAACCAUAUCAUUUUGGGAUUUUUUUACUACUGUUGUUUCGCUUUUGCUCAGUCACACUUUCUUAUUCACCCAUUGAGGCAUCUGAUUGAAGAUUUAUAGGGGAACUAAGCCAGGUAAAAGCAGUCAAUUCAUGUACCAUGGCAGACAAAGAUGCUACUCUCUUAAAAUACACUAUAGAUAUUUUUUUUUUAAAAUGAUUUCAGCGCUCCCAACACCAAAUGUUGAAUCAACCUGAGGCCAGGCUAAGUGAAUGCCCAAUCAGCAAUAAUUGUUCAAUGUUAACUGAACGUCUGUAUAUAUAUAUUUAACACAAACCUCCAAACUAAAUAAUAAAUAAUGGUGCAGGCUUCUCUUCUUUCAAAUUUGAUUGUAAGAGCAAAUUACGUUUAAAUGCCAUUGUGAGAUUUGUUCUCUGAAUAUGCAUUACCAAAGCAGUAUUUUAUGUUUAGUAAAAUGGUGGCUAAACUUGCUUAAACAAUGGCUUUGUUGUUAACAUUUGACAUUAAUAGCUACUACAGAAGAUCAGUGAUCGAUUCAUCUUUUAGGCCUUGACCAAUUUUUAAUUUUUGGUGUUGGGAUGAUAUAGUCUUAUGUGGGAUGAUACAGUCAUGGUGGGGUGGAUUCAAGAGAUUUAGAUGGUUGAUAUUGUUGGCACAAAAUGAGAUCAGACAAACAAGCAGACUCUUUCACAAUGUAUUUAUUUUUUUAUAUUAUUUCUGCAGAAAUUCAUAGUAGGGGUUAACCUUUUGGCCAGAAGCAGUCUAUUUUAAAAUGUACUGGUUUUUUUUCAACACACGACUUCUGCAAAAAAGUUGUAAUGGAGCACAAUCUCAUGCUUGUAAGUUGCACUGGGAGGUAACUGUAAUAGAGAUGUUUAUGUAACAAAAUAUGUCCAUAAAAAAUUGUGGUUAUAUCCAAGAGAGGUUUGCAAUGUGGAAGGAAUUCAUGAGGUUUCACUGUACUGCAAAAAUUACAAAUUCCUCCUGGCUUCCAAAUAAAAAAACAAAACCUAUGCAAUUCCUAUAAUGAGAUCUAGUUACUUAUCUUUUUUCUGUGAGUGAAAAUGUGUGCACAUGUGUAUAAGUGUUGGUGUGUAUGUGUUGUGUAUAUGUGUAGAGAAGACCUGGGCAAGGGGCGGCCCCUCAUGCUGCCCCUUGGGAAAAUUAAUUGCCCACCCCUGGUGUAGAGGAAGGAUUUAUUUCUACAGAUACACUGUCAGAAUCAGACAGAGGAGAGAGAGAACUGUGUAUAUACAUGUUGUAUGUGUGUGGAGAUAGGAUUUAUUUCUUGAGAUAUACUAUGCCAGUGAGUCACCAAGAAAUAGUAUUGUGUAUGAUGUGUGUGGAGGAAAGAUGUAUUUCUUGAUUUACUAUAUCAGAGAAGUUGAUGUCUCAUGACAAUGUAAGUAAAGCUAAUUAUAUUUACAAUCAAGUUUUAAGCCUCAUAUACUUUUUAUUAGUUAGCAUAAGAAGACUACAAGCUCUUUCUUUGAACCUGGCAGGUACAUGCCAAAAAGAAAAGUGUGUACCAAAGAGCAAAACAACUCACAAUUAUAGAAGUACUCAGUUCACUUCACAAGCCACCAAAGAUAAUACACAUGUAGUAUGAACUUAACAAAGAAGCUAUGAUUUAACAAAUAUUUUUUUUACCUUUAAAACUGUAAAUGAAUGGGCUUUUAUAUAUAUACAGAACAUCUGAAUCGAACGAUGAAGAAAUUUCUGAAAUGUAGAUUAUCUGCUAAUGCGUUUGAUCAACAGCAAAUAACAACACCAUAAUCUGCA
Molecule: messenger RNA, 7388 nt
Organism: Pomacea canaliculata
Lineage: Eukaryota; Metazoa; Mollusca; Gastropoda; Architaenioglossa; Ampullariidae
Product: tripartite motif-containing protein 3-like
Exons: 3
Coding region: 3253-5154 (633 amino acids)
Biological process (GO): protein polyubiquitination; negative regulation of translation; proteasome-mediated ubiquitin-dependent protein catabolic process
Molecular function (GO): protein binding; ubiquitin protein ligase activity; zinc ion binding
Source: RefSeq, a predicted model, not a curated record